Molecule: messenger RNA, 793 nt
Organism: Athene cunicularia (burrowing owl)
Lineage: Eukaryota; Metazoa; Chordata; Aves; Strigiformes; Strigidae
Gene: ATP6V1D
Product: ATPase H+ transporting V1 subunit D
Exons: 8
Coding region: 11-700 (229 amino acids)
Cellular component (GO): proton-transporting V-type ATPase complex
Molecular function (GO): proton-transporting ATPase activity, rotational mechanism
Source: RefSeq, a predicted model, not a curated record
UCAGACCAUCAUGAAGGCUCGUUUGAAAGGAGCCCAAACAGGUCGUAAUCUCUUAAAGAAAAAAUCUGAUGCUUUGACACUCCGAUUUAGGCAGAUCCUUAAGAAAAUUAUUGAGACUAAAAUGCUGAUGGGUGAGGUGAUGAGAGAAGCUGCCUUUUCACUUGCUGAGGCAAAGUUUACAGCAGGAGAUUUCAGUACCACUGUGAUCCAAAAUGUGAACAAAGCUCAAGUCAAGAUCAGAGCUAAAAAGGACAAUGUAGCAGGUGUAACCUUGCCAGUUUUUGAGCAUUACCAGGAAGGAGGAGACAGCUAUGAGCUGACUGGCUUGGCCAGAGGUGGAGAACAACUGGCUAAGCUGAAGAGGAACUAUGCCAAAGCUGUGGAGCUACUUGUGGAAUUGGCCUCCUUACAGACAUCCUUUGUUACUUUGGAUGAAGCCAUUAAAAUAACAAACAGACGUGUGAACGCAAUUGAACAUGUGAUUAUUCCCAGGAUUGAGCGUACUCUUUCUUAUAUCAUCACAGAACUGGAUGAACGGGAACGAGAGGAAUUCUACAGGUUAAAAAAGAUACAGGAAAAGAAAAAAGUAUUGAAAGAAAAAUCUGAGAAAGAACGGGAGCUGCGGAGGGCUGCUGGUGGGGAACAUGAACCAGCCAAUCUCUUAGCAGAAGAGAAGGAUGAAGACCUUCUCUUUGAGUAACCCUGCACAGCUGUUGGACAUGGAGCAGGGAACCCAGAAUACAGAACGUCCAUUCGCAAUAUAAUUCAGGACAUGUUGCCUCAAUGAUACUUA